AUGGCAGGCUCCACCACGAAGGAGAGACUGGGCUGGCUCUUGAAGACUGAAAAUGAGUUUGCCAAGUGGUUGGUGGCUGUGGUGACAGAAAAAGCCAGAAGACCAGAGCAUGUGUGCCUGGUGGAAGAUGCAAGCAAAACCACAGAGUCCCACCUGUUACGGGGCGCGGCCACCGUGGGUGGGGGUCUGGAUGAGCAAGAGGAGAGGGCAGGGCCGUCUUCCCGGCCCGAGGUGCUACGCCCUGUGGGCAUUGUCGUGCUGCACCACACCCAAUGCGCUGGCGGCCCGGGGCGCCCGGCUAGGGCACUGCAGCCCGGGAGCGACAUCCACCGGCGGAGCCAGCCCGUGGUGCCUGAGGCCGUAUCGCCGCCCCCGCCUCGCCAGGCCCGCGAGGGAGCACCCCGGGAGGGCCGGGGGCGGCCGCGGCGGCGAGAGUUGCCACUCCUGGUCGCGGAGGGCGGCGGCAGGGGGAGGACUGCAGGGCCCGCGGCCGGGGACUCCGCGCCGCCUCUGAGCGGGCCCGCGUUCGCCGGCGCUCCGGGCACUGCGCUCGCUCCGCUUCGCCGCCCGCCCGCCGGCCGUGGCGAGCACAACCCACCCUUCGCCGGCCCUUCCUCGGCGCUCAGGUGCGAGCGCGGGGCCCCGCCGCAGCGCCCGCCGCAGCGCCGCGGCAAGCCGCACUCGGCUUCGCUCCCGGGGCUCCGGAGCCUUCGCUUCCGUCUCGGCCAAGUUGCGUCGACCGGCCCUUUCGCCACCUUCCCCGCCCGGGGGCCAAGCCACCGCUGCCGCUGCUUUCACUUCAUCCGAGCGGGGGCUGCGGGGGCUGCGGGGCCGCAACCCGGAGAGGAUGGGGAGAAGGCUGCAGAUGCCGAGGCGCCCCGAUACGCCCGUGCGGCAGUGACCCGCCAACCCGCGCCUCGCCCCACGCGCUUCUCCGCCCCCGGCGGCUCGCAGGACACCUGCACGUCGUGUGGCGGCUUCCGGCGGCCCGAGGAGCUGGGCCGGGUGGACGGCGACUUCCUGGAGGCGGUGAAGCGGCACAUCUUGAGCCGCCUGCAGAUGCGGGGCCGGCCCAACAUCACGCACGCCGUGCCCAAGGCCGCCAUGGUCACGGCCCUGCGCAAGCUGCACGCUGGCAAGGUGCGCGAGGACGGCCGCGUGGAGAUCCCGCACCUCGACGGCCACGCCAGCCCGGGCGCCGACGGCCAGGAGCGCGUCUCGGAAAUCAUCAGCUUCGCGGAGACAGAUGGCCUCGCCUCCUCCCGGGUCCGCCUGUACUUCUUCAUCUCCAAUGAAGGCAACCAGAACCUGUUUGUGGUGCAGGCCAGCCUGUGGCUUUACCUGAAGCUGCUGCCGUACGUCCUGGAGAAGGGCAGUCGGCGGAAGGUGCGGGUCAAGGUGUACUUCCAGGAGCAGGGCCGCGGAGACCGAUGGAAUGUGGUUGAGAAGAAGGUGGACCUCAAGCGCAGUGGCUGGCACACCUUCCCGCUCACCGAGGCCAUCCAGGCCUUGUUCGAGCGGGGCGAGCGACGACUCAACCUGGAUGUGCAGUGCGACGGCUGCCGGGAGCUGGCCGUGGUGCCCGUGUUCGUGGACCCCGGCGAGGAGUCGCACCGGCCCUUUGUGGUUGUGCAGGCGCGGCUGGGUGACAGCAGGCACCGCAUUCGCAAGCGGGGCCUGGAGUGCGAUGGCCGGACCAAUCUCUGUUGCCGGCAACAGUUCUUCAUCGACUUCCGCCUCAUCGGCUGGAACGACUGGAUCAUCGCACCCAUCGGCUACUACGGGAACUACUGUGAGGGUAGCUGCCCAGCCUACCUGGCGGGGGUCCCUGGCUCUGCCUCCUCCUUCCACACAGCUGUGGUGAACCAGUACCGCAUGCGGGGCCUGAACCCGGGCACGGUGAACUCCUGCUGCAUCCCCACCAAGCUGAGCACCAUGUCCAUGCUCUACUUCGACGAUGAGUACAACAUUGUCAAGCGGGACGUGCCCAACAUGAUCGUGGAGGAGUGCGGCUGUGCCUGACGACGGGGCUGCAGUGGUGGGGCACGGGGACAGUCCCGGAUGGGCUUCUUCCAUCCCCUGUGGGAACGGGGUGCACGGUGCGCUGAGCGUGGUCGUUCCAUUGGGCUGCCCAGAAGGUGCCAGGGUGAAGCCUGAAAUAUUUUCCUACUGCUUCAUCGAGCAAUCAGUCAAAACUGGAGUGAGAACCCUCAACUGACAUGAAAUACUUUAAAAUGCACACGUAGACACGCACAGCCCGAUGCAUCCUGCCACCCACACAGCAGCCUCCAGGAUACCAGCAAAUGGAUGCGGUGACAAAUGGCAGCUUAGCUACAAACGCCUGUCAGUUGGAGAGAAUGGGGUGAACAGCCCCCAUUCCCACCAGCUGGCCCGGCCACUCUGAAUUGCGCCUUCCGAGCACACAUAAAAGCACAAAGACAGAGAUGCACGGAGAGAGAGAGCACGGGAGCCACUGAGAGGAAAAGCAGAGGCAAGGGUGGGGAUCGUGCAGGCAGGGGGAGGGCUGCAUGAAUCCCUCCACUUGGGCAAGGUCUGCCAUGCCUCAGCAUCUCCUGGCUCAAACUUGUGGGCUCCCUCCCGCCUGGGAUCCUUCAUGCUCUGGGACCCAGAGAGCCUGUCCUUUCUCCUCCUUGUAGAGGGAAGGAGGCCCAGAAAGGACCUAACCUGCCAGAGACCGUGGACCAGUGACAAUGACGGUUUGACUGUUGCUUGGGUCCCUGGCGUGACUUAUGUGUGUGUUUGUUUUGGGGGUGGGGAGGGAGGGAGAGGAGAAGGGUCUUAAUUUGAUGCUUUAACUGAUCACUAGCAGUUGAUAGGUCAUUCAUUCCAGUUGUAUAGUUGAAAAGGGACUUUUCUACCAGGUGUGACCUUUUAAGUUAAAAUCUGAAUUGUUCUAAAUGGGAAGAAAACAAGUUGCAAUCUAUGCCCUUCACUGGGGAUAUUCCUCUAGGACUGGUUGGAGAGGGGUGGAAAUGACCCCUAGGCAAGAGGCUGAGCCCAGAGGAGGAAAUGUUGGGGUGGAGGCAUUCUGGGAAUGCUGGGGGGUGGGGUGCCCCCUCAGCAUGGGGCAAUGGAGGAGAGCAGUUUAGCUGGUCUUGGAGAGAUGAGGAAGGCUUUCAGCUGCUUUGCAGAAGUUGCCUGUGGGGGCCCCGGUCACCGCAGGGGCCCCGCCCGCUCGCCUGCCGCCUGCCCCUCCUAGCACUUGCAGAGCUGCCUGAACGCACACCAUAGAGCACUUACCCCGCUGCGUGUGUCCAGAAGUGGCCCUUGGCAGAGCACUGACCUCGCUCACCCCUAGAUGUCCAAGUGCCAUGUGAACUAUGCAAUUUAAAGGGUUGACCCCACACUAGACGAAACUGGACUCGUACGACUCUUUUUAUAUUUUUUAUACUUGAAAUGAAAUCCUUUGCUUCUUUUUUAAGCGAAUGAUUGCUUUUAAUGUUUGCACUGAUUUAGUUGCAUGAUUAGUCAGAAACUGCCGUUUGAAAAAAGAAGUUAUUUUUAUAGCAGCAAAAAAAAAAAA
Molecule: messenger RNA, 3544 nt
Organism: Ceratotherium simum simum (southern white rhinoceros)
Lineage: Eukaryota; Metazoa; Chordata; Mammalia; Perissodactyla; Rhinocerotidae
Source: RefSeq, a predicted model, not a curated record